GUAAAAUUCAUUAUCAGAAGUCCUUGGAUUCUUGAGCGCCUAUUUAAUUAUUCCCAAACCACCUUAGACUUAAAUAAGGAGCUUUUCCAGUGCUCCUGCUCAGAACAAUUCUUCCUUUGUACUUUUAGCCUGCCAGCCAUGGUAUUUUUGAACAAGGAUUACAUGCUCUUUUGAAAAAGGACUAAACUCAUGCUCAAAGGUAGUUUGACAAGUUAAAAAAUGUGGAGGGUGGCAGAAAGUUAAAUGGGGAAUCGCAGAAAGCAAGCAGAGAUGGCAACACGGACUGCGAGCAACCAAGAAGUCCAGUUGACUGGCAGAUGCAGAAAUAGCUCUGGGUAGCCAUGGGGAGCACAUGGGUUAGAACCGACUUUCAGUACUGCACAAAUGUAGUGAUAGUGUCACCGAAGUUGGAAUGAAGGUAAAAUUGUAUAGUUCCCCCAAGGCACAUAAGUAACUAGAAUUCAGUGCAUGAAUAGCCAACUGUAUAAUUAGGGUCCCAGGCUUGUUAACCAAACAGGAGGACGUUCUACCACUUGUACACAAACCCACAGGAUAAAAGUAGUAAAAAAAAUGGAAAAUGCUGGUCAGAAACCGAUGUUUCUACAAAGCAGAAGUCUGCUCUCUCUUACUGUCAAAGUGAAGAUAGGAAGAUAGGUUAGGGAGGAGACAAUUGAAAUUAAAUAUGUGCCAUGGUAGCAUGAUCCAAAAAUCAUGAUUUAUACACUUGCAUCAAAUGUCGCAUGAAGUUUAAUCACAAAUAAUUGUGUGUAUCAUCAUUUUGAUAAAGUCUUGAUUUGCUGCAGACAGCUAUAAUGCUGUGAGGAUGUGCCCUAAUAAAGCAAUAAUUAAAACAUCUACCAUGGUUAGGGUCAAAUGAGGAAGAUCCUAGAGAAGGCUUUUUAAAAUUUAUUUUUCUUUUUAAAAUAACAGAAAAAAUAUCCCCAAAGAAACAAGACACAAAAGUAUAUAUAUUAGAAAAAAAUACAUAACAAGUGCUUAAAACUAAGUGAAAACUUAUUCACUUAUUUUUUGAGCCCUAGAGAAUGCUUAAGACAGUAACUCAUUGUUCAGAAUUCAGUUUAUUCUUUGCUAAUAUAUCUGCUGCAUCAAACAUCAAUCUGAGCUACAAGCACAAAUACUUAAGGCAAGGAAGGAACUUUCCAUAAAAAUGGCCAAAAUAACUUCUACAACUUCAGUAAAACUUUGGGGACAGUCUGUAUUUUAACCUUAUGCAUUUACUCACUGUAAUGGAGUUGCAGACGAGGUUAAAAAGUUUUAGAUUUCUGUACCCAAAAAAACAACCUAAUCUUUUUUCCUUUAUAAGCUAUACUUACAUUAAUAUUGGGAAUUGAAGUCCACACAUCUUAAAAGUUCAGAAGCACUGGUGUAGAUCAAUUGCUGAGUUGUAUUGCAAGUUCUAAAGAUUUUUAAAACACGGCUGGUCUAUUCUAAAACACACUUAUCUGAGUGUGCCAGAACAAUAUAAUUGCAUAUCUAUAUAGCAGUGAAGUCCAGGAAGUUCAGUGGAACUUCUCUGCAACUACAUUUGUGUAAGACCGAAAGAAAUAAUAUCCCAUUCCCAUCCAUUUGUUCAUUCUGACUAUGCUAGGGGUAGGCAACCUUGGCUCUUUUAUGACUGGCUCAGGAAUUCUGGGAGUUUGAAGUCCACGAGUCAUAAAAGAGUCAAGAUUGCCUACCCCUGGAUCAAGUUCAGCAAAAAAUAGUAGCGUUUCCUAUCCUGAAACUACAAUAUUGUCAGUGUUUUUAAUAUAUGAUUACAAUUAUAGAUCAACAAAGAAGAAGUCAAAGAAAAAGAAAGAUAUAAAGGUCGGACUCCGAUUCGCCAAAUUACCAAACCCGAAGAACGCGAGAGGAGGAGUCAGAGUACAACGCGGAAGAAGCAAGACCAGGCUCGUCGCCGACCUAGGGCAGCGAAAACUCGAUCGGCAGCUCAGUCUUGUUUUGCUUGGUACAGAAAUUCAGAGGGGUAAAUUUAGCCUGAGAGUCGCGGUGGUAAGGGGCGUGCCCUUCCUAACGACCAGGAUGUUACGGAUCUGCUUGAGUCACUGCCCGCGAAGGACUUCCAUUGUGAAUUGCGGCGGUUGGUGGAGCCGGCGGGACCAGCGAGCCCGCUUUUCCGUCUCGGCUUGUCUCAUGGAGCCUCGCCUCAGCUUUUCUCCCCCCGACCACAGCCUCUUCGAUCAGCCGCUGGCUAUCUCGGUGGAAGGGCUCCGGCCCGAGCAGGAGGUCGGCCUCCGCGCGUCGCUGGAAGAUGAGAGGGGCGAGCGCUUCGAGUCGCGCGCCUUCUACCGAGCAGACGGCGAGGGCCGCCUGGAUCUGCAGCGCUCGCCGGCGCUCGAGGGCGGGACCUUCUCCGGUUUGGAGCCGAUGGGGCUGCUGUGGGCGCUGCAGCCGCUAAAGCCCCUCCGGCGCCUGGUGAAGCGCGACGUCGAGCGGCCCUUUCGCCUGGAGCUGGAGGUGCUGGAAAGGCAGGGAGAGUCUCUGUCGGGUAGCGUCUUGGCCAAGGGCUCCCACGAUCGGAGAUUCCUGGGCGACGGGGUGAAGAGAAUCCCGGUACGGGAAGGGAGCAUCCGGGCCACUCUGUUCCAGCCUCCCGGUAAAGGCCCUUUUCCAGGUAUCAUUCAUAUACCUGGAACUGGAGGAGGGAUUCCAGAAAGUUCAGCAUGUCUGAUGGCCAAUCAUGGCUUUGCCAUAUUAGCUUUGGCCUAUUAUGGGUAUGAAGAUCUUCCUAAGGACAUGAAGGAAUUUCAUCUGGAGUACUUUGAAGAAGCUGUCAAUUAUAUGCUGAAACACCCAGUGGUUAAAGGUCCAGGAAUUGGGCUGUUGGGACACUCCAAAGGGGGUGACCUCUGUAUUUCCAUGGCCUCAUUUUUAAAAGGCAUCACUGCAAUAGUCACAGUUAAUGGUUCUAUAGCCAAUGUAGGUGCAACACUACGCUACAAGAAUAUCACCAUUCCACCUCUUGGCAUUAAUGCAAGUCGAAUCAAAAUUGAUCAGAAUGGGAUCUUUGACAUUAUUGAUGUCCUGAAUAACCCACUUGAAGGUCCCGACCGCCAAAGCUUAAUUCCAUUGGAGAAAGCUGAGGGAUGCUUUCUUUUUAUUGUGGGCAUGGACGAUCAUAACUGGAAGAGUGAAUUUUUUGCCAAGGAAGCUGCCAAUUGUUUACAAGCUCAUGGAAAAGACAAGCCUAGGAUCAUUUGCUAUCCUGAAACAGGUCAUUACAUUGAACCUCCUUAUACACCACUGUGUCCUGCUUCAGUCCACUUUUUGGUGGGCAAAACAGUGGUCUGGGGAGGGGAACCCAGAGCACACGCAGCAGCGCAGGUGGAUGCUUGGAAGCAGAUUCAAAACUUCUUUCACGAAACCCUCAACAGCAGCCAGAACAAAUUGUAAAUGUAUUAUGAGCUGUGAUUCAGCACGUAUGUUUGCUAAGCUAAAUACUGGGGAUGGGAGAAUAAAGCUGGGAAUGGAUAUGAAAUGGGGGCAAGAAGAAGCAAACUCCUAGGUAAUGAAGCCCAUUUGAACAUUUUUUAUCUAGCCUUCAAAUAUUGUUUCUGCAUUCUGUAUUAAAGUUCUGAAGAUUGGGAUCUGCAUAAGGUGGUAGCACCAGAUGGUGGCCACAACAGUGUGAUUUUGAUUUAUUGGUUUAUUUAAAUCUAUACAGCCACCCCUUACUACAGUGACCCUGGGUUGUGGGCAAAGUUUAUAUGGAAAGCCUCAUAGAAAACCUUAAGACAUAUAGUGUGAAAUAUAUAGUUCAAGACAAACACCAGAGGAAAGUCCUGGGAUCCAUGGUGGGGGUUGGGGUUGGGGGGGGGAGAGACCAUGUACACAAAUCAAGUUCAAAGCCCCAGCCACCUGCAGACCAAUUUAGAAACUCCUUUUUUCAACUGCACUAAAUUCUUCUUACCUUGCUUUUAAAUUGUAAUUGUUAUCAAGUUUCAUUGCAUUUGUUAAAAUAAGAUAGCAUACAUGCUGCUGCUAACUUAAAAUGAGUUUAGAAGUUCAAGAAAUUUAAGUAUUUGCAGAUCCAAAUAUGUGAGAUUCAGCACGCAUACGUUUUUUCCCGCUGACGGUGAAAUGUUUCAAGUGAAAUAAAUUACUAACACUUGC
This is a messenger RNA of Crotalus tigris (Tiger rattlesnake), 4134 nucleotides long. Its product is annotated as acyl-coenzyme A thioesterase 1-like. The record is from RefSeq and is a predicted model, not a curated record. Bases 2044 to 3414 code for a protein of 456 amino acids. The transcript is spliced from 3 exons. Gene Ontology annotation, biological process: fatty acid metabolic process; acyl-CoA metabolic process. NCBI's taxonomy places the organism in Eukaryota, Metazoa, Chordata, Lepidosauria, Squamata, Viperidae. Gene Ontology annotation, molecular function: fatty acyl-CoA hydrolase activity.